UUUUUUUAAUCUGUGAUUUGUUCCGGGGCGUGUCAAAUGUCGUUUUACGGCGUUUCUCGACUAGUUUAGAAAUCUCCGAGUGUCCGUGAAGGCAGCGGAGCGGCUGACACACAGCGGGAGUGAUGGCGGACAGUAGUCCACAACAAGUGACAACAAACAUCAUGCACAAGUCCACUCCUGCCUUGACGCAGGUGGCGUUUAAGGACAUCCCGCACUCGUACUCGCCGUGCAGCCCCGUCACCUGCAGCUACACCCUCACUGCGCCCUUCCAGGCCAGCAGCCGCGACUGGGUGGGCAUUUUUAAGGUGGGCUGGAGCACCACCAAGGACUACCACACCUUUGUGUGGGUGGAGCCAUGUGGGGACCAGCAGCCAGUGAGCAGGAAGGCGUGUUUCAAAGAUUACUACCUGCCCAAAGAUGACGUGGACUUCUACCAGUUCUGCUACGUGGACAGCACGGGCCACGUGUGCGGCGCCAGCACGCCGUUCUGCUUCAAAACUCAGACGGAGCCAAGUGCAGAGUCCACGUUAGACAAUGACCUCUGGGUUAUCACCACACAGCACCAAGUGGACGAGAGCGUUCGAGAGAAGGCGGCUCUGAAGGAGGCGGCAGAUCGCAUCAGAGAGAAAAACGAAGAGAUGCAGAAAGAUCUGCAGGACGAAAGGCGGCAAGUCGGCGUCUUGGAGGAGCAGAAGAAACAGCACAGCCAGGAGAAGUCUGAGCUGGAGAGAGAACUUUCAGAGAUGAAGGCUCAGAAUCAACGAUUAGAAAACACGGUGCAGCAGCAAAAGCAAGAAAUGGACAGCUUGAAGCAGGAGAUGCUGGCCCAGAUGACAAGUCAAAUGCAGAUCCAGGAGAAGCAUGCUGGGAGCACACCGGGCUGCGAUGAUGAAGGCGGCGGCGGCGAGGGUGAUGACGGUCGUUUAGGACAAACCGAGCUGGAGCUGAGAGAAGCUCAGGCUGCCAUCGCAGAGAAGGAAGUCUUGAUGGAGGAGAAGGAGCAUCUGAUGUUGACUAUCAGACAUCAAAACGACAUGCUGACUCAAGAGAACCAAAACCUGAGAAGAGACGUUGAGGAGCUGCGCAGGAUGUUAAAGGAACUUCCAGCGGCCGCACCCACCCACACGCCGCAGCAUGAGGUCACAGCGCCCCCUGGGGGUGAACUCACACAGUCCGACGCAGGCCAGACGCGCGACCCCUCGUAUGACGACCUGCCAGUUGUGAGCAUCACCGAGGACGAGGACGAAGACCAGCCGGUGCUGUCAUGCCGUCACUGCCUGGAAAGUUUCCCGGGGAUGUCUCGGGCGGAGGUGGAGGAACACGAGCGCAACCACCAGGUGUGUCCUUUCUGUACGCUCAUCUGCGACAACAUGGAGCAGUCGGUGUUUGAAGACCACGUCUACAGCCACGAAAUGUGACGUCAGAACAAAAGGGCUUGACAAACGUUUGCAGUGGAACGGGAAUCUCCAGAACACCAGGGAUUGUUUAUUCAAAGGGUCUUAAUGAAAUCACGACAUAUUUCUAUUUUGGAUAAUUUAUCUAUUGACAUAAAAAUAAAAAUAAACCUUCUUCUUUCAAAA
Nerophis ophidion (straightnose pipefish) is the source of this 1580-nucleotide messenger RNA. It is a transcript of the gene calcoco2, whose product is annotated as calcium binding and coiled-coil domain 2. The transcript is spliced from 11 exons. The record is from RefSeq and is a predicted model, not a curated record. Lineage: Eukaryota; Metazoa; Chordata; Actinopteri; Syngnathiformes; Syngnathidae. The coding region runs from base 123 to 1418 and encodes 431 amino acids.